AUGUCUCUCCGUGAAAGACUUUCAAAACCUCAGCCUUUGAUUUUAGAUGGUGCACUUGGCACUUUGCUUCCAGAUAUAUCACAGUCACACCCAUUGUGGUCUACACAUACUGUGCUGACCUCUCCAUCCACAAUUAAAUCUAUUCAUGAAUCAUACAUCAAAAAUGGAGCUCAACUGAUCCAGACAUCAACGUACCAAACUAGUGAACGGGGGCUCAAUGAUUCAGAAUUUGAUGUUUCAUUCUCCGAUGCACUCAAAAGAAGUAUUGACCUAGCGUAUGAGGCUAAAGGUGGGAGAGAUGAUGUGUGGUUAGUUGGAAGUGUUGGUCCAUAUGGUGCUUCUUUAGCUAAUGGAGCAGAAUAUACUGGGGACUAUGGGGAUAUUUCCGAUGAAGGUUUGAUCAAUUUUCACACUGAACGGAUAUCUGUACUCUGCAAUGAUAACAGAGUUGAUAUAAUUGGGCUAGAAACUAUGCCUAAUAAACGAGAGCUAAGGAUUUUGUUAGAACUUAUGGAUUCAUAUGAUAAAGACUAUUACCUAAGUUUGAGUGUCAAUGGUGAGAAACUUGCCGAUGGAACAACUAUUGAGGAACUCUUGGGGCUUAUCUCUAAAGGAAAAAGGCUAAUUGCUGUUGGAGUCAACUGCUUAUCUUUACAAAGUUCUCUGGAAUGGUUGAAGAGGUUGAAAGAAUCUGAGAAAAUGUUGAUAGUUUAUCCAAACUCCGGUGAAAUGUACGAUGGUAUCAAUAAGAAAUGGAUUGAGAACCCUAAUGGUAGCAUGUCUUGGAAAGAUUAUGUUCAAAAGUUGAAGGCUAUAGGUAAUGUCAAAAUAAUAGGAGGGUGUUGUCGUACAACUCCAAAUGAUAUAAAACAAAUUUCAGAUUUGGUUAGUGAGCUAUGGUAA
Messenger RNA from Hansenula anomala, 903 nucleotides. RefSeq lists its product as uncharacterized. NCBI's taxonomy places the organism in Eukaryota, Fungi, Ascomycota, Saccharomycetes, Phaffomycetales, Wickerhamomycetaceae. Gene Ontology annotation, biological process: S-methylmethionine cycle. The coding region runs from base 1 to 903 and encodes 300 amino acids. Gene Ontology annotation, molecular function: S-adenosylmethionine-homocysteine S-methyltransferase activity; zinc ion binding. The record is from RefSeq and is a predicted model, not a curated record. The transcript has a single exon.